Haliotis rubra (blacklip abalone) is the source of this 1004-nucleotide messenger RNA. Its product is annotated as GTPase IMAP family member 4-like. The record is from RefSeq and is a predicted model, not a curated record. The transcript has 4 exons. Gene Ontology annotation, molecular function: GTP binding. NCBI's taxonomy places the organism in Eukaryota, Metazoa, Mollusca, Gastropoda, Lepetellida, Haliotidae. The coding region runs from base 120 to 1004 and encodes 294 amino acids.
AUCGAGCAUCAUCGUUUGGGUGGAAUAGUGUCCACACAGUGACAAAGCAGAACUCUCACUUAACCAUUAUUGAAACACCUGGGCUAUUUGCCGAAGAACAGGAUAUUUACGCAAAUAAAAUGAGACUUGCAGAAUCGGUGUACACCUUCACACCAGGCCCUGAUGCCUUUGGACUUGUAAUUCGAAUAGGUCGAUUCACACCAGAGGAGAAGACAAUGAUAGAUAUUCUUAGAGAAAUGUUUGGAGAAGAUGUGUUCCAUUUUACUGUUCUUAUCUUUACGAGAUUGGAUGAUCUAAAUUAUGAUGGUGUUACUCUGGAGGAAUACGUACAAGAGAGUACACCGGAGUUGAAGAGAAUCCUUAAUGCAUGUGGAGGAAGAUACAUUGGUUUUGACAACACAGGAACGUGGGAAUCCAGAUCAGAGUGUGGACAUAAGCUGCUAUCCAUGGUACAAGAUCUCCGGACGCAGAACUGCAACAUGGUUUAUACUGUGGCCAUGCUUGAGGACGCCACUAGGCGCCAACAGAAGAAAGAAGAAGAGGCUCGCAAAGAACAAGAACAGAGCUACAAGGAAAUGAAAGAAGAGUUGAAAAGUACCAUGAGACAGGAAAUGGAGGAUGAAAUAAGAAGACAGAGGCAGGCUGAACAAAGCAUCACUGCCCCUAUUUUAGCGUUAAACACUCAACGGAGAGAUAUUACAACAGGAUAUGAGCCAAGCAAACCAAAAAGUAAAAUAUACACAAGACAGAAGGAUGUAUCGGGGGACAUAGUCUGCAAAACAAAUUCAAGAGAAGGAGCUGCUUCUCUCAAACAUGAAAGAGGACCCAAGCCAAAGUUAAAACCAAAGCCUACACCUCCAAAAGUACAACAACACAUCUCUACAGAUACGCUCGUCCAAGAUGGUGCUCAAAACGAAGGACAUACUACCAGAGUGAAACCAAAACGAAGUGGGGUGAUUGGAAGAUUGAUUCGCUUUUGGGAGUCAUUUUUUCACUCAAAAUAA